Molecule: messenger RNA, 1235 nt
Organism: Mangifera indica (mango)
Lineage: Eukaryota; Viridiplantae; Streptophyta; Magnoliopsida; Sapindales; Anacardiaceae
Product: lon protease-like
Exons: 2
Coding region: 192-1049 (285 amino acids)
Source: RefSeq, a predicted model, not a curated record
UACAGCACAAAUGGAACCCACCCCGGUUCCUUUGCAACUCUUCUUAUGAACCACCCCAUUUCUCAAUAAAACCAAGCAAAUCAAUCUCCAGUUUUACCAGAUUUUCACUUGUAAUAUUAUUACAUAUUUCUCUGUUUUGAUUUUGCAGGCAAUGAAACCACGAAUACCUGAAAACACCAAAUUACAGUGAAAUGGCCCUAUCUCAACUUAUACCUUCUCCAACUUCCUCUUUCCCAGCUCACUCUCACCACCAACGUUCUUUAAACCCUAACUCCACAUUAAACCCUAAAUCUUUCAGUUUUUUCUCUGAUUCUUCUUUAACUCUUUUUCGCUUCGUUAGAAGACCCAAUUUUCUACGUUGCUCAGCUUCUUCUUUCCCUGAAAAGCAUCACCCCACCAACCCACCAAAAUCUGACGACGUUGUUGAGCUCCCGCUUUUCCCGCUUCCACUUGUCCUCUUACCUGGAGCCAUUCUCCCUCUUCAGAUCUUCGAGUUUUGUUACCGCAUUAUGAUGCAUACUCUCCUCCAAACCGACCUACGCUUCGGUGUCAUCUUCUCCGACGCCGUUUCGGGAACCGCCGAGGUUGGCUGUGUUGGCGAAAUCGUCAAACACGAACAACUCGUUGACGAUCGGUUCUUUCUCAUUUGCAAAGGGCAGGAAAGAUUUCGUGUUAGGAGUAUUGUCCGUACAAAGCCGUAUCUUGUUGCGGGGGUGACGUGGCUGGAGGACAGACCGUCUGGUGAGGAGGACGUGGACGCGUUGGCCAAUGAUGUGGAGGGUUAUAUGAAGGAUGUGAUUCGCUUGUCGAAUCGAUUGAACGGCAAGGCUGAAAAAGAGGUUGUGGAUCUGCGGAGGAAUAUAUUUCCGACGCCGUUUUCGUUUUUUGUUGGAAGCACUUUUGAAGUUGCGCCUAGAGAGCAGCAAGCCUUGCUUGAAUUGGAAGAUACAGCGGCCAGGCUUAAGAGAGAGAAGGAAACUUUAAGGAACACCCUUAAUUACUUGACUGCUGCUUCAGCUGUUAAAGAUGUGUUUCCUUCUUCAAGCUGAUAGGUCAGAGAAAAAGAUAUCUGUGCUUACGCCGGUACGUGGAGUGCAACCGUUAGAUAUGGGCCAAAAGAUACUUACAUGCCUUAGGAAAAAAUGACAUUACAGCAAAUUCUAUUUUUGUACUGGUUCUCCUGAGUUCACCCUUUUGCAGAGAAAUUAAUAGUAUCAUCCUAUGAAAAUUUCACA